UGGCCACAGAGGCGUGCCAUGAGUUCACAGCCGCUUCAACGUCUUAUCACGUGGAGUCAUGACCUCGCCCCUUUGCGACGACUCCGCACACCAGGAGCCUCAUCGGACGAAACCAGUCCUUCAGUUUCUCCGUACCGGGAGGGCCGAAAAUAAAAGGUGCCCCCACUCGUCGGCAGUGUGAGUGCACCGACCGGCGUCCAGCGCAGCGAUGCGGCGGAAAGCCUCAGUCUGCGAUGGCUUCUCUCUCAGGGACUUUGGCAUUCCUGGUUCUGCUGCCGCUCGUCUCCGUUGAAGGUUUGUGCCCCGACUUCACGUGCAAAAAUGGCGCUUGCACUCGUUUCUUGGACAAAUGCGACGGCGUCAAUGACUGUGGGGAUGCAUCAGACGAAGACCCCGCGUUCUGUUCAGGAAAUGUGAUUGAGGUCGCAGAGCAGCAGAGAGUUGCGGUGCAUGUGCAGUUCAAGUCGGAACAGAACUGGAUCGAGUUCUUGAUUUGCGAUGAAAGCUCCUGCAGCUCCUUGGAUGCGCACGGCCGGACGUCAGAUGGCGGGCUGUCGUACGUCGCCGCCAAGAACUGCAACACUGGUGGCCACAGUUGUACCAUUCACCGAAUUAGUACUCCCCCUGGCUCUAGCCCUUUUGAAUCCGGUGACAUCCAGUUCAUGGUGGAGCGUCGAGCAGAGGCGCUGGCCGUUUGGCUCCAGGGCGAGCCUCGCUACGCCGCCACGGUGCCCAUCACCACCAGCAGCAGCAGACUGCAACUCCGCCCUGGGACUUGGAUCUCUGACCUGCGAGUUAAGUUUGUCAAGUUGGCGCUCUGAUCUGAAUCCCGUAGAAAAACUUCAACCUCCAAG
Thrips palmi is the source of this 854-nucleotide messenger RNA. Its product is annotated as low-density lipoprotein receptor-related protein 1B-like. NCBI's taxonomy places the organism in Eukaryota, Metazoa, Arthropoda, Insecta, Thysanoptera, Thripidae. Bases 234 to 821 code for a protein of 195 amino acids. The transcript is spliced from 5 exons. The record is from RefSeq and is a predicted model, not a curated record. Gene Ontology annotation, molecular function: protein binding.